Messenger RNA from Panthera uncia (snow leopard), 630 nucleotides. It is a transcript of the gene CE2H19orf85, whose product is annotated as chromosome E2 C19orf85 homolog. Lineage: Eukaryota; Metazoa; Chordata; Mammalia; Carnivora; Felidae. The record is from RefSeq and is a predicted model, not a curated record.
AUGCACCCCGGGGCCCCCACAGCCUCUGGGGACUCUGAGCCCAGCCCUCGGGAGCUGUGUGCCUUCGUGAGUGGGGCAGCCGCCCACGUGCUACGCGCCCUACACCCUCGGAGGACCCGGCCCCCCAAAAGGAGGCCCAACCACAGGAGGUUUCUGCACAACCAGAUCUGCAGGCAGUUUGCCAACAUUGAGGCUGCCACCCAGCGCCUGGCCCUGUCUAUCCUGUCUCAGAAGGCACCUCCCCAGAGACCGCCACCCCGAAGGCCGCCCCCGCCGCCUCCGUCCCCCUUCCUGGGGGUGGCCUGUGCUGUGGCCCCCACUGAGGAUCCCUGCGCCAGCCCCGGCCCAAGUCUCGCCGCCCUGGAUGCCUCCACCCUCGACCUCUUUGAUGACAUUGCACUCACCCCAGAGUGUCCCUCAGUGCCAUCUGGUCUAUCCCACUGUGCUUGGGGCCAGCCAGACCUGAGGCAGGCCUCACACUUCUAUAACCGCCUGCCCCCUACCCCGAAUGCACUGGAGGAAGUGGACGGCCUCUGGGCUCCUGAGGGGGACUGGGUGGGCAGGUGGGAGGUGCCUUGUGCCUGUCACUCUCAGGGAACCCCUGAGGGCUGGGGGAGCUGCCCCCCAUGA